AUGAAGUCUAUGCAUUGUUCCGACUCCGAGAGCGUCGAGGGGUCCUCCAGUUUUUCCGAGGAAAGUGCUGAUUCUGCAAGGCGGUUGCUCUCUCGCUUCUAGCCAUGAAUCAAAACACUGCGCCGAAGCUUGUCUGAUCGUGAGUCUCUCUGUCUAGCGCCGUCGCUUCUGCUGCUCCUACCUGCGACAGCGAUUAGUGCCGCUGCAGUUGUAGUUUCACGAAAGUAUCAGCUGAGUGGUUGAGUGGAAGUGUCUGACCGAAGUACGAAAAGGGGCGCAAGAAGUGCAACGUCGGGUAGCCAGAGUUUACCAAGCCAUGUCUGGUGCUCUUUCCAGCAAACUAACCCAAACUGUCUCCUCCCGCGGCGGCCAGCGUGGUCUGCAGUGUGGGCUCGAUGCUUUCUCGUCUUCAAGCAGGACAUCACUUCGAGCCACCUCCAUCUCCUCCCGCGCAGCAGCAACGACCACUACAAGCCACCAGUUUACCCAGAGCGCGAACAUGUCAACCCACCGUGUGGCGAUUUUGGGUUUCGGUACGGUGGGGAAGGGUUUCGUGGAGAUUAUCAAGAAGAAGAACGCGAUGCUCCAGCAGAAAUUCGGCCUGGACGUCCAGGUUGUCGCGGUGUCGGACUUCAACAAAGGCUCCGUGUACGCUCCGGACGGACUGAACCUGCCGGAACUGCUGGAAUGGGACGCCGCGGGGAAAAGUCUGAACGAUUUCGGAAAGGACAAGGGAUACAAGCACGAAAUGGACUCACUGCAGACGUGCAAGGUAUAGAAGAGGCACACGAAACAGAAAUUACCAAGAAUUUUACGCAUGCAAAUGAGUAGCAUCCAUGAGUGCAACAUUGAACGAGAAGGGGCAGCCUUGUUUUUUGAAUUCCGUCAGGACGUCGCGUGUGACAGUCUCCUCGAAAUGACCUUCACGAACUUGGACGACGGGACGCCGGCGAUUUCUCACGUCGAAACGUGUUUACAAAACGGAAAAAACGUCAUAACGACCAACAAGGGGCCAGUCGUCUUCGCCUACGACGAAUUGGACGCCCUCGCAAGGAAAAACGGGCUGCGAUUCAUGAUUGAAGGUAUUAAUCAAGAGGCUUCAGAAGAUCGCACAAGAGGCCGCUUACACAUGAGGCUGUUCACCUUGAUAGUUCCACCUUUUGGUAGUGGUGCUCCUGCCCCUCUAACAACAUAAUUCUUGUGCUUGGCCUUCAUCAUGAUAACACCAAAAAUAGCCUGAAACCCACUCAACAACUCAGGAUCCAUCGUCAGUGGCACCCCGGUCGUGAGUCUGAUGCGAAACCUCCCGGCCUGUGAGUACACAGAGAUUGGCGGGAUUCUGAAUGGGACGUGCAACUACAUGCUUUCUUCGAUGGAGUUCGAUGGCGUGGAAUACGACGCCGCUCUGAAAGAGGCUCAGCGCCUCGGCUACGCCGAGGCCAAUCCGAGUUUCGAUGUGGGCGGUGGCGACGCACGGGCGAAGGCAAUUAUUCUCUGCCGCAUGUUGAAAGACCCGUUUCCGACCGACAAGAUCGAGUUGGAGGUAAUAGCGCACUUUGACCUUUUUUGUAGAAACAGGAACUCGAAUUAUGCCUUUCCAUAGCAAAUCCAAAUCACCCUGAGCUUGCGUCUCCGUCGCAGGUGACGACUACUACCAGGUGGAUAUAGAAAGAUUAGCUCUACUCCUGAACAAGUGAGCAGGGGCGGCCCCUGUAGUCAUGCUCGUCAUGACAAUGCAUUCCAUUUUCAUGAUGCGCUCAAUUCUGAUUCUCUUUCCAGGGUAUCGAGGGCGUCACCAAGGCAAUGGUGGACGAGGCCAAGGCGAACGGGAAGCGGUACAAGCUGGUCUCCACGUUGAAAUUCGACUCCUCGACGCAGAAAAUUUCCAGCAUCGCCGUCAAACCCACACUGCUGGACGUGAAAACGGACGCCCUGGCCAACGUCGGGGGUGCGUUGAACGCUUUGAACUUCAAAACCGACAUGCUCGGCCCAGACUUGACCAUCAUUGGGCCGGGCGCGGGGAAGAUCGAGACGGGCUAUUCACUCUUCACCGACCUGAUGUACCUCUGUAACCUCGGGAAGUCGUUUCCUUAAGAACCGCGAAAUGCAGGUCGUAUUGCUGCGUAGUCACUUCGUCAUCAAAUCGGAGAUUUGGAUUUCUAAUAUGGUCGCAGUAACUACGGAAUCUUUCUACGAAGUUUACGACAGUGCGACGAGAAGGUGGUUGGCCUUUGAUUCAUUUUCUCUGUCUCUCCCUCUCUCAUAAUUUAAAUUUUUGGUUUCUUGCUUCAUCUAUGGAAAUCGCCUCUCCUUAUAUUUUUGGAAAUCACAGUCGGUGACUGUGAUUUCCGUUCUUUUAUUUGUAUGCACAAGAACUACUUCUUGCUGAUUCGAUUAAGAAACCGCUCCUGGUACCGGAGACUCACUUCUUCUUCGCAGCCAAAAUUGCGACAGCGCCAGGCUUUACUUUUUCAACAAAGUUUUACUUUUUUUGCCCAUUUUGCAACGCUCGAGUGGUGUAAACAAAAUGAUAUCUUUCAACUACGUGACUGUCGCACUGGUUGUAGCUUGGCUGCGUCUAAAAAAUAAAUUACGAGUGCUAACACUGCAGCUGUGGAGGCACAGAUGCACUACGCAAAAUCAUGCAUCUGUGCUUUCUUUUUUGCCCAGUAGUGUCCUUUCCAGUGAUAGUGAAUUAUCGUGUGUAAAUAAAGCGGCUUUCCCACCGACUUUUUGUUUUCGUUUUCUGCACAGCAGAGCAGGUAUCCUAGCUAGUAGUGGAAAAGGACAAAGCUAAGCGGGGCCAUUGUGGAUAUCGAAAUCGAUAUUGCUAAUUAGCAUUACAGAAAUGCAUGCGCUCUUUUCGGCUGGCACUUCAUCUUCAUAUUGUGCUCCGGGGGUGACUGCAAGAACACGCGAAACAAGAACGCGAACUGGUAUUAGAACAACUUGUUCGCAAUUUGAAAGCCACCACGGUACCUGGACAAAUAUGAUAAACUG
This is a messenger RNA of Amoebophrya sp. A120, 3000 nucleotides long. NCBI's taxonomy places the organism in Eukaryota, Dinophyceae, Syndiniales, Amoebophryaceae. The record is from the annotation of a GenBank genome assembly.